AUGGCUGAGGGAGAAGUGCCAAUGUUUGAUGAGACAACGAUAAGAGCUCAAAGAGCAGCGAGCAAUGGAAACUGGAGAUUGUUCAGGAAAAUCUUGGAGAAAGACACGAAGCGUUUGCUGGAGCCUUUUGACUUGUUUGGGAACACUCCCGUUCACAUUGCAACACGUUCCAACAAUCCACGGUUUCUCCAUGAGUUGUUGGAAGUGCUGAGUGUGAAGGAGAGGUGGUAUUAG
Sphenostylis stenocarpa is the source of this 234-nucleotide messenger RNA. The record is from the annotation of a GenBank genome assembly. Lineage: Eukaryota; Viridiplantae; Streptophyta; Magnoliopsida; Fabales; Fabaceae.